This is a messenger RNA of Perkinsus marinus ATCC 50983, 205 nucleotides long. RefSeq lists its product as hypothetical. The annotation marks the transcript as partial. NCBI's taxonomy places the organism in Eukaryota, Perkinsozoa, Perkinsida, Perkinsidae. The record is from RefSeq and is a predicted model, not a curated record. The transcript is spliced from 3 exons.
GAGUAAGGCUAAGGCUGAGGACACAUUGGGCAGCAAGACUCGCUCUGGUGCUACUUGUGAUCGCUUUUUCGACCCUACUGUGCAUGUUGCCGGUGCGGACGAGAGUGGCGAAUGGACGAAUACAAAGAUUGAGAUGCAAAAACAGGAGGGUGUUGAGCCUCUACCUGCUGUUAUUGAGAAGGAAGAAAAGCUUGAGGCAGACAGU